UCCCUUCCGCUUCCGGGGGCGCUCCGGAAGUGCGUCAUGGCCACCGCCGGCAGCGACCUGUCUAUGGUGGGCAGCGCGGGGCGCCGGGCGAUGCGGGCGCUGGCGGGCGCCGGGAGCGCGGGGGUCGUCGCUCGCCUGGCUGGACGCAGCCCGCAGGGCAAAAAGGAUGUCUUAGCUGCAACAGUUGCCGUCCUGCAGCAAGGAGGCCUGGUGGCUGUGCCCACAGACACCAUCUAUGGUAUUGCCUGCCUGGCACAGAACUCACAAGCCGUGGAAGCCAUCUACAGGCUGAAGGGGCGCACUGGGAGCAAGCCCCUGGCCAUCUGCCUGGCAGAAGUGGACCACAUUUACAGGUACUGCAGUGUGAGGGUGCCGGAUGAGCUGCUGCGUGAUCUUCUCCCUGGGCCUGUCACGCUGGUCCUGGAGCGCUCGGAGGGCCUCAACAAGGACCUGAACCCCUUCACCCCACUAGUUGGCGUCCGCAUCCCCAGUCACUGGUUCAUUCGGGAGCUGGCCAGGGCGUGUGCUGCCCCUCUAGCCCUAACGAGCGCAAACGUCAGCGCUGAGGCAAGCACCCUCACAGUCACGGAAUUCCAGGAAUUCUGGCCUCGCCUGUCGCUGGUCAUUGAUGGGGGUCCAGUUGGGGACAUUCAUAGCCCAGAGUGCCGCUUGGGCUCCACUGUGGUGGAUCUCUCUGUCCCUGGAAGGUUCAAGAUCAUCCGGCCAGGCUGUGCACUUGCCCAGACGAUGGAAAUCCUGGUAACCAAACAUGGCCUGACAUCUGAACUGCUUGGGCUAUGAAACGUGUGCAGGGUGUGGGCAGCAGGGUGUGGUGUCUCCUAAAGAAGUAUCUCCCGCAACCUUGUUCAAGAGGAGUGAAGGUGCAGAGGGAGACCUGUCCCCCGCCCGCCCACCCGCCCGGCUAACUUCCACGGCUCCUUGCAGCUUGAAGAUCUGUCUCGCUGGUGACUCAGAAGGGGGUGGCCCCAUUGGCGAAGCGUCCCCUGUACAUUUAAAGGAGGGCGCAGACCAUUCCAAGUAUGUCUUGAUUGCUCCUCCCCCUGUGGCUUCUAUUGGAGAUUGAUCUUCCCGCUCUGCGUCCCUGGAACAGCUAGUUUGUGUGAGCGGAUCCUGCAGGAGGGAUUGGAACAUCUGGCUCUGGAUGGGACCGUUCAGUUGUAUCUCUGGGAGGUGGAAGAAAACAGGGAACUGCAUAUGGCGGCGGUCUGGUAGGUGGGGCUUGCCCUGUCCAGGGACCAAUCUGUCUUGACCUACAGCUCUGCUGGAAGUGCACAGAGUCCCGCCUGGUCCUGGCAUGCAGCAAGCUGCUUUGGGGGCAACGGCAUUAAACCGGAGACUUAGUCUUGCC
This is a messenger RNA of Hemicordylus capensis (graceful crag lizard), 1369 nucleotides long. RefSeq names its product yrdC N6-threonylcarbamoyltransferase domain containing (gene YRDC). Gene Ontology annotation, cellular component: cytoplasm. Gene Ontology annotation, molecular function: tRNA binding; nucleotidyltransferase activity; double-stranded RNA binding. Bases 37 to 801 code for a protein of 254 amino acids. The record is from RefSeq and is a predicted model, not a curated record. The transcript has 6 exons. Gene Ontology annotation, biological process: regulation of translational fidelity. NCBI's taxonomy places the organism in Eukaryota, Metazoa, Chordata, Lepidosauria, Squamata, Cordylidae.